CGUGCCAAUCGUGAAUCAAGUUCCCAAGUGUUGCAAGUGUUGGGGGAAGGGGAGGCGAGAUUGAUGCGGGAUCUCUGAGCGAAUCAGUGCGCCAUCUGAUGAGUCUCUUCAAUAGCCAAUCACGGCGCCUCGCGGCAAUCCGAAUGUUCAUGAUGCGAAGACGUGGCAUGGCGUAAGGCGAUGCACACGGACAUCCCACUGGGCACCCUGCCAGUCAAAGUAGAUACUGUAGUAUCUGGGCCACUCUCCUCAAAACGUUCCGACAAGGACCCUUUGGGCGCAGGGCCACUCAGACGAUGGUGAAAUGCGCUAUCUUGUGCGAGAGGGGGCAGAGCUGCUUCUCCGAGGUAUAUAAACUCGAGUCCCAGCUGUGCCAUCUCGACCGAGUCAUCAUCACGCAACCACUUGCUGCCUUUCGCUGAUCAGCACCAAAAGACUCAUCCCCUCCUUCGACGAUUCUCGUUGCCCACCAUGACUCCUCCCACUGCAUCCUUCGCUGCUCCCAUCGCUGAGCCUGCCGUCGGCAACGCUCCUGCUGACAUUGCCGCUCUCAAGGCUCGUGCCGCCGAGACUCAGGCUUCUCAGCAAUUCAGCGUCCCUCGCGAGAGCCAUCCCAUCAAGGAGGGCCGCGAGCCCGUCGAGGACUAUGAGGGCAACUACCGCUUCGCCGAUAUCAAGGAGAGCUACACCAGCCGUGCCAUGACUUCCAGGUACAUGGAGAGCAUGAUGCGCUCUGCCGUGUCCGAUGUCGUCAUCAUUGGCGCUGGAUCUGCUGGUCUCACCUGCGCUUACCACCUCGGCAAGUCUCGUCCCGACUUGCGCAUCACCGUCCUCGAAGCCGCUGUUGCUCCCGGAGGCGGCGCUUGGCUUGGCGGCCAGCUCAUGACUCCUAUGGUCAUCCGCAAGCCCGCUGAUGGCCUCCUCCGCGAGAUUGGUGUUCCCUACGAGGACGAGGGUGCAUACGUUGUCGUCCGACACGCUGCGCAAUUCACCUCCACCAUCCUGUCCAAAGCCUUGGCGUUGCCCAACGUGACCCUCUUCAACGCCACCUGCGUCGAGGACCUCAUCAUCAAACGUGACCAGAGCGGUACGCAACGUGUCAACGGUGUCGUCACCAACUGGACCCUCGUCACCCUUGCUCAUGGUCUGCAGAGCUGCAUGGACCCUCAGAGCAUCACCGCACCCGUAAUCGUCUCUUGCGCUGGCCACGAUGGUCCUUUCGGAGCCUUUAGCGUCAAGCGUCUCGAGAGCGCCGGUCUCAUCAAGCUCGGCGACAUGCGCCCUCUCGACAUGAACCAGUCGGAGAACGUCAUUGUCAACCAGACCCGUGAGAUCUUUGCUGGUCUCAUCACCGGUGGCAUGGAGCUCAGCGAGGCUGAUGGUCACCCUCGUUGCGGUGCCAGCUUCGGUGGUAUGCUUGGUUCCGGUAUCAAGGCUGCCAAGGAGGCAGCCAAACUCUUCGACUCUCUCGAGGUCGAGGACGGUGAGGUCAUCGGUCUUAAGGCUUAAAGAGCAUUGCAUAACUCUCCUCAUGUAGCACUAUACAAGCAAGAUGCGAAUACACAAUGACGUCAAGAUGGUGGUG
Messenger RNA from Ceraceosorus guamensis, 1585 nucleotides. RefSeq names its product putative thiamine biosynthetic enzyme. Gene Ontology annotation, biological process: thiamine biosynthetic process. The coding region runs from base 472 to 1509 and encodes 345 amino acids. The record is from RefSeq and is a predicted model, not a curated record. The transcript has 5 exons. NCBI's taxonomy places the organism in Eukaryota, Fungi, Basidiomycota, Exobasidiomycetes, Ceraceosorales, Ceraceosoraceae.